CGUUGUAUAUGUUGAGCAAACAGUAGUAUCGGAUUGUUUUUUGAUGUUACACAUAGUUACGUGAGAAAUUCGUUGACAAUGACAUUAAAUGUGAUAGAAGCGGAGAAUGUUGAUAAUGUGCCUAAAAAAGGGAAGACUUACGUUCAAGUGUUGGUGGCUAUUGUAGCGAACACCACAAUCCUCACAUAUGGGUUUCAAGCGGGAUGGGUGUCACCAACAACAAAGGUCCUACAAUCAGAGAACUCCCCUUCUGGAUAUCCAUUAUCGGAUUAUGAAAUAUCAUGGAUAGCCAGCGCUAUAUGCUUGGCGGCCAUGUUUGGGGUGUCUCUAUUCACAUAUAUUGUAGACAAAUAUGGAAGAAGAGUAGCUAUUCUUCUGACAGCUGCGCUACAAGCGAUCUCCUGGAUAUUGAAACUAUCUUCAGCACAUGUAGGAGUUUUGAUCACAGCUAGACUCUUUGCUGGACUUGGUGCUGGAGGUUGUUACAACGUAGUACCAAUGUACGUCAGAGAAAUAAGCCAGGAUGACAUAAGAGGGGUGUUAGGAUCCUUCAUAAUUCUGUUCCACAAUUCUGGUAUACUGGCAAUGUUUGCGAUGGGAGCAAACUUGAAUUACUAUACUGUGUUGUGGAUCGUGGUUUGGGUGCCAGUGUUAACUAUAAUACUUAUGAUAAAAGCACCUGAAUCACCUGCUUUCCUAGUGAAAAAAGGAAAGAUUGAUGAAGCAGCCAAAACAAUAGCGUUUCUAAGAAGAUUGGAUGUCAAUGACAAAACAAUACAGACUGAAAUUGAAUAUAUGAAAAAUCAAGAAGUCACCUAUGCUUCGUUGCCAAAGCUUUCUUUCAAAAGUUUAUAUCAAAACAAAGCAUGGAGGCGUGGAUUCAUUCUGAACAUUAUACUGAUGACAUUAAGAUCGAAUAGCGGCAACAUGGCUGUUCUGAAUUAUGCGCCGGCCAUUUUGAAAUCAGCCGGUGUCACGUGGAACCCAGAGCUUCAGAUGUUGAGUUUCCCCGCAGUUAUGAUCCUCGCCUCGUUUAUCUCAAUGAGUUGUGUGGAAAAGUUCGGUCGGAAGCCGAUCAUCACCAUAUCGUUUGCUGUAGCAGUCUUGUCUCAUAUAAUCCUGGCGACUACAAUGUUGAUUCAACACCAAGGAGGUUCUACGCCAGGGUGGUUGCCUGUGCUUGCGAUAGUAACAUUUUUCGCCUUCUUCGCUGGCGGGAUUUCUCCAAUGCCGUAUAUCAUUAUGACUGAGAUGUUUAAUUUCCAAAUACGAGCAAAGGUGAUGGGUGGUCUGGUGACACAUGCGUGGUUCAUGUCAUUUGUCGAGUUACUCUCCUUCACAGCUAUAGCGGACUUCUUGGGAACGUACUCAGUAGUCUACAUCUACGCUGGAUUGAACCUCGUAGGCGUCAUCGUCAGUUUUAUAUUCUUACCAGAGACGAAAGGAAAGACUUCCGAAGAAAUCGAAAAUGAUUUGGUGAAGAAAAAGUGAUUUGUAAUUAUUUUUUUUGUUAUGCUGCCAUUGUAAAUAAAAUGCAAACUGAAUUGAAUUUGCUUAUCGAAUACAACCAAAAAGUUUGAAUUAAGUUUUUUUUUUGUUAGGAAGACUAGCUAUGAUUUAUAGAUAAUUUGUCUUAAUGUAUAGGGCCUGUAAUAUAAGUUUUAUAAGAAAAAAGAGUUUAAUGUUCAAAUAAAAAACAAUUCCAAAAUUAUAUGUAAGUACUUAAAUUCCUUGUUCAUUUUAAGUUAAUGUGUUUAUUUCUGAUGGGAACAAUAAGAAGCUUGAAGUGAAACACUUGAUGUAUCAAGGCAAAUAGUUGAAUCUUGAUAAUUGAAAAUACACUGAAUAACAAAUGAUUUAACACUGAAAUUUGCGUGACAGGUUUAUGCAGGGUUUAAGUGGUUCCAUUGCAAUGUCUACAUAAAGUUGUUAUGAUAUAUUGUUAUGUCCAAUUACAUAAGCCUUCAAGUGCCUACUGCCGAGCCAAGGUCUCUUCUCACACGGAGAAGGUUUGAACAUUAUUCACCAUGCUUGCUCAAGACGGAUUGGCGAUUUCAAUCUUCUAAUUAGAAAUUAUAAGGCCAGGUCACAAUGUUUUCCUUCACCCUUUCUCAGUGGUGUC
This is a messenger RNA of Spodoptera exigua (beet armyworm), 2122 nucleotides long. The record is from the annotation of a GenBank genome assembly. NCBI's taxonomy places the organism in Eukaryota, Metazoa, Arthropoda, Insecta, Lepidoptera, Noctuidae.